AACAACAACAAUGGCAGAUCUCAGCUGAAAAAAAAGAUUUGACAUAUUUUUACUCUGUUUGCACUUGUGCACUAAAAAGAAAUAAUGAAAUCAUGUAACAUUUCAUUUUCAAUAAGAAUUUCUAAGUGAAUCAUUAUGGAUCCAUAUCGUAUGACGGACAAUAACAAUUCGUUUCCAUCUGUCAUAAACUUAAAUGUUGGAGGAAAAAUAUUUGCCACUCGUCUGUCAACAUUGCUGAAGUAUCCAGAUUCAAUGCUUGCUGUGAUGUUCAGCGGUCGGCAUGUCAUUGACAAGGAUAGUGAUGGAAACUACUUCAUUGACAGAGAUGGAACUCAUUUUAACCACAUUUUAAACUUCCUGAGAAAUGACCAGGACCUACCUCCUGUUGCACUGGCAGAAGCAGUCCUACAAGAGGCCAUGUAUUAUGGAAUCACCCAACUUAUUGAAACCCUGAAAAACUCGCCCCCAUUAUUUGCAGAGUAUGUUGUUAGACAAAAUAUUCGGGAUAAAAUUCAAGAUUACGGUGCUGUGAAAGCCAAAUUGAUAGACCUUGCUAGAGAGCAGGUGGUAGAGAGUGGUGCCAUUAUUUCAAUGGUCAGGGUUGCUACCACCAAAAAUCAGCCAAUCCCCAGAGACCUGCAGUUUUCCAAACAAGUAUACAAACAAUACUACAGAAAGUUCAGAACAUACAAGUCUUUUGAGUCGUGCUUUGGAAAAUACCAUCUUCAUAUCCCAUGUGAAAAUAUCAAAGGGUUACCUAGUGUUGUGAUGGAUAUUCUGGCCAGCUGUUUGAGCUAUGACUUGAAUAAGGAAGGCUAUCGAUGCGCUCACUCUGCAGAGGGAAUUCAUGAUGAAGAACAUAAGCUGAAGACCAUAACAUGGUCAGAUGAUGAAUUUCAUGUCUGUACUAGUUGUCAUGUUUUUCGGUUUGAUUGGCUGGACACAUCACUUCAGUUUUAGAUUUACAUGUUGAAAUGGUUGUUUUUAGAACAUUGGAGUCACUUCUUCUGAUUUCCUUGUGUAAUUUUUUUUUGAAUAUAUGCUUGAACAUGUAAAUCAUUGCAUUAUACAGGAUAUUUACCCCUUUACCGAAACAGUGAAACAUAUUUUUGGCAGAUCAUAGGGAUUACUCAGUCCUUGAAAUAAUCAAAAUUACUUUCUUUGUUGUUUUAAGGAAAUGUCACCUGGUAUUUCAGCAUUGUAAAAGACAUGAGUAAAUACAAUUUAUUAUACUGCUUUAGAUGUACUUAAACAGAUUUUUUACUCUUGCCAUGAUUGCAUACCUGUAAAUGAAUUUUUACCAUGGGAAUUUUAUAUUUUGCCCUAUCGGUGUUGCUUUCAAUACUCAUUUUUCAAGUCUUAAACACAUUUUUAGGUAAAUACUGUAUAAUUAUUAACAUUUUUGUUUUUAAAAUUAGGAAUUUCAGAUUUUUCAAUACUAUUUUGCUUGUAAAAUCUUGGCUUACAGCCACCUCAGCUGCCUGCAAAUGGUCAUGUGUAAUAAAAAAUAUAUUGAAACAUAUAUUGUAUAUCUGUAUGAAUAAGAAGUACAUAUGUACAUGUAAAAUGAUGAACUUCUACUUUUUUUAUUUAAAAUAAGCUUCAUUUUCAUCAUGCAUCCCUUUGUUAAAUCUGAGUAAUUAUGCACUUAGACUGAGUUGGAUACCUUUUGCUGAACUUGCAAGUUUUAUGAAAAUUUUCCUAUUUCUAUGUUUAGGAAAAAUCCUAUUAGGUUUUCUAUGUGUAAUUAUUAACUGUCUGUUGUACUAGAUAAGCAAUUUGAUGCACUACCUGUAUUAAAGGUAUGGCAUCAUUUGUUACAAGUGUAAUAUGUAAGUUGUCCUUGCUUAAUACUAUACAAAAUAUUUACAAAUUCACAAUAAAGCUUAUUGUAACUCCUUAAAACAAAUUUUGUAAUAU
Messenger RNA from Saccostrea cuccullata (small rock oyster), 1920 nucleotides. RefSeq names its product BTB/POZ domain-containing protein KCTD7-like. The coding region runs from base 136 to 960 and encodes 274 amino acids. Gene Ontology annotation, molecular function: protein binding. The transcript has 2 exons. The record is from RefSeq and is a predicted model, not a curated record. Lineage: Eukaryota; Metazoa; Mollusca; Bivalvia; Ostreida; Ostreidae. Gene Ontology annotation, biological process: protein homooligomerization.